AAGACGAUCAUCCGGCAGUGUAAACUAUGGUGGCUGAGAGGCAGCAAGACCACCGUCAUAUUUCCUCCAUUUUCCCCCAUUUCUAACUCACCUGGUGACAUGUAACGUGGCCAGAAAGAGGGAGGAAGUGCGCAGGUAUGAUGGAGGAGCCCAUGAUGGUGGAGGAGGGUGAGGAAGGAGGCAGGAGCCGCCCAACAGUCUGCGUCAACACCAAGAAUAAGCCUAUACUGGAGGACUACGUUAUUUCCAGCAAUGUUUUAGGCCUAGGUAUCAACGGCAAGGUUGUCGAGUGCUUCAGUAAGAGAGACCAGAGGAAAUAUGCGCUUAAGGUUCUGCGUGAUAGUCCAAAGUCCAGAAGAGAGGUGGACCUUCACUGUCGGGGAUCAACGUGUCCCCAUGUUGUAGCAGUAAUUGAUGUUUAUGAAAACAUUUACAACAAUCAGAAAUGUUUGUUGGUAGUCAUGGAGUGCAUGGCAGGAGGAGAAUUAUUUCAGAGAAUUCAGGACCGCGCCGACGGUGCCUUCACGGAACGGGAAGCUGCGUGCAUCAUGCGGGAAAUCUGUGUGGCAGUGCAGCACUUGCAUCUGCUCAACAUUGCACACCGAGAUCUGAAGCCGGAGAAUCUUCUCUAUACCAGCAUGAGCGAUGAUGCCAUACUGAAGUUAACCGAUUUUGGUUUUGCCAAGGAAACUUUCUCCAAGGAAUCCUUACAGACCCCUUGUUACACUCCAUAUUAUGUUGCUCCUGAAGUGUUGGGACCAGAGAAGUACGACAAGAGUUGCGAUAUUUGGUCUUUAGGCGUUAUAAUGUACAUUUUGCUUUGUGGUUUCCCUCCCUUCUACAGCAAUCACGGCCACGCAAUAUCGCCGGGGAUGAAAAAGCGGAUCCGUACUGGCCAGUACACUUUUCCUAACCCCGAGUGGGCUAAUGUGAGCCAAGAAGCCAAAGACCUAAUCAAGGGGAUGCUGCGUACGGACCCAGAGGAACGACUAACAAUCUUUGAUGUAAUGAAGAACAAGUGGAUUGUGCAAUACUCGGAGGUGCCCCAGACGCCACUCCACACCUCCAGGAUCCUCCGCGAGGAGGGGGACUUGUGGCAGGAGGUCCAGGAUGAGAUGACGCGCUCCCUGGCCACCAUGCGUGUCGACUACGACACCCUGCAGAUCAAAACCCUAGACCACGCCAACAACUCGCUGCUCAGCAAGCGCCGCAAACGUGCCACUGACAACUGAAUGCGUCUACCGAAGUCGUAGUAUGAGCUUGUAUUUGUUGCAAGUACUGUAUUUGCAAAGCAAAAUUGGAAAAUGGAGAUUGUGGAAUUAAACAUUCAGUCACAAAGGUGACAUGUCAACUGUGGUGUUUACAUGUCAACUGUGGUGUUUACAUGUCAACUGUGGUGUGAUACCACAGUGAAAGGAAUAUCUAUAUAUAACUAUAUACCAGUAUUUUAAAAUUUCAAAAUGACUAUAACGGCAGUAUUUCUAAAAAAUAUUGUACAUGCCUAGAAUUUUUAUGUGGAUUUGAUUUUGACCUUUGAAAAUAUAGAUGAAUUAAAUUUAAGAAUCAGUUAAUAUAUUCUGUUUACGAGGUGAAUAUUAACCGCGUAUAUGAUGGCAUUUUUACUUGUAAUUUGAAGGUAAUUUUAUUGCAAUACAACUAAUACUGUAUUGUGAUUCUUGACAAUAUAUGUGGUAUACUGUAUGUGUUGUAUUAGAGAAUAAAUCCCACAUGGACAAAUAGACAGUGGAAAGAAUCUGCUUACUUCAGCCUCAAUCCGAGACCAUCUCCAGCGGAUAGGAGUUGAUUGAGGGUGAUGUAAACACCCCCUUUCCGCUCUUUUAUUUUCCGUCCGUAUAGGAUUUGAGUUUUUGAUGAUCGGCGCCUGACGUCGGAGAUGUUUAUACGUUAAACUCAUUUAAUAUUCAAAUCUAAAUGUGAUCAAAGACCCAGGAAUCUAUUUUUAAUUUUUGUGUGUGUGCAUGAAGGACCUUCAACAAUAGGAAUGAGUAAAUUUGGUGGGUCUUGUGAUCAACAAAUUGUUAUACAACGCUGAACAGAUCAGCUACGAGAAUUUGUUAGAAAGUUAGACUGCUCUGUUUAGAGCUUUACGAAGACACGAUAAAGCUCUAGGUGGAGCUGGAACAUUGUUCAGCAAUAGGAAUGAGUGACUGGUCUUAGGGUCAACAAAUUGUUAAUACUAGUUUUAACAAACCAGCUAUGAGAAUUUGUUAGAAAGUUAGAUUGCUUUGUUUAGAGCUUUAUAAAGGCACGACUUGAUAAAUCUCUAGGCAGAGCAAGAACAUUCUUUUAAAAAGAAUACUCCACACUUUUUUUUGCCAUACUUGUUUGUGUCGCCUUUCAUUGCAGGAGGAGAGGUAUGAACAACCUUCCAUUCUGCUGGAAGAAUUUAGAGAUGGGUGUUGAUAGGCUGAGAUGAUUACAGGAAUAUACACUGCCAUAUGGAAAUACCAUUUAGUAGACAAAAUUGAACUUAGAAAGUUGAUAAGUCGAUAGUAUUAUCUGUGGUGUGGCAGAAGCAGGGACAGAGGCAUCAAAUUUUUAACUUUGUUAGUAGUUAUAGAUAUGUUAGCUUGCCAAAUAGAAAGUAUUACUUGUGAAAUUGUUAGAAGCAAGGAUAGAAACAUCAAUUUGUUGAGUAGAAAGCAUUGAAAUUGUUGCAUUUCAGACGGUGAUACAGUUGCCAAUUUUUUUUUUUUUUUUUUUUUAAUUUAGAAUUGCAGAUGUAGGGAUUGAUAGAGGAGGUUUCAGCGGUGCUUCACAUUUUUAAAUAUUUGUUCAAACUCCAGGAGAACCCUGAAACGUGAAUUCUAAUUCUGUCCUAACAUUUAUGAAUUCACAUAAUGUGAGAGUGCAGUUUUACGUAUGUGAGUGCAGACCAUAAGUUGUACUAGAUUGUAACUAAUGUGCAGUGUGGUACAAAUAUGUUAGUAUUUCAAGUUGUCUCCUAUAGGUAGUUAAGAUUUGGACAUGUUCGUAGUAAAAAUAUUGCAAUAGUGCAGUGGAGUGUCGAGCCUUUCAACCUGUAGCCUGAUCGUCGUCAGAUUGCAAAUACGAUUAUCCACAACGGCAUUCCCUCUAAUGCAACACUGUUCGACUUACAGGCUUGGCAUUUAUUUUUUGGCAUAAAAAAAGUAUCACUACUAAGAGGUUGAGCUCCUUGUGGGUUUAGUGCCUAGUUGUGAUUGUAAUAAUAAUAAUAAUAAUAAUAAUAAUAAAAAUAAUAAUACUAAGAGGGCGAAAUGUAUAAUGGUAGAUUCACGAAAUGGUAAUAACACAAUUGUAAACUAAUCGUGGUACUGAUGAGGUUAGAACGCAUGGCAAGUGAGUGGUAGAACUCCGGGCCAGUGUGUAAGCCACUGGGCCAGCUGACUACAAUAAAAUUCAUCCAGCUAGGUACAUGUAUAUGUAUACAGCAAGGUACAUGUAUAUGUAUACAGCAAGGUACAUGUAUAUGUAUACAGCAAGGUACAUGUAUAUGUAUACAGCAAGGUACAUGUAUAUGUAUACAGCAAGUCCUUGACUUACAAACAUAUUGGAGACCUCCUGAAUUGUGUAUAAUAAAGAUAUAAAACAUAACAAAGAAGAUUCUCAAUAUGUUUGUCAAUUGAGAACUUACUGUACACCAUAGGGAGGUUAACAAAGGCCUGGAGCUUUGUGACACUCUCCAUGGGUUCUAACUGCACUCGUUCUGUAGUUUGAUAAUGGUAGAUCAGUAGUCUGAGGACUGCUGGACUAAGGGUUCAAGACUCAAUAUUCAAUCCAAUUGAUAAGAUGCUUAACACAACUAGUUGUGGGAAGUGUAUCGGCUGAUACAGGUACAGGAGGGCCCCAUACGGCACCUCUUUGGUGUUCCACAUUUUCAUUGGCUUUCAGUUGAGCCAUUGUUCCACCUGCUGGUGAACAUUGCUGGCAAGUGGAACAUAAUGAACAAUGGCUCAGUUUAAAGCCAAUGAAAACAUGGAACACCGAAAAUAAGAUGUAUAUGCGAGGUCUUCCUGUAGGUGAAGUCCCCACAAGCUUGCUUGUAAGGGAUAGUAGCAUGUGUGUUAUAUUGUAAGAGUGAUGUUGCAUUUUUAUGAUUAAGGGGAAGUAAAUGCAGUGCUGGCAAUAGUAACUGUAAUAUGUAAGGUCAUAUCAUGCUCUUCAGGAAUAAUGGCACUGAUUUACAUGUCUUGGAUCAUUCUUACCAGAUACAUAGCAUUUUUAGGUAUAGUACUUCACGUAUUUUAAAGUACAUGUAUAUAGUGAUGCACUCCAGAUUCAGGUUGGGCAAGACCAAUGCCUUUCAGAAUGGCUGAAUUUUCAGGAUAAGUUCUUAAAGCAAUAUAACAUAGCUGUGACUGCUUAUGAUGUUCAACCUCAUAACCAACCCCUGAGGCCAGGCUUGUUGGCUGCCUGAUUGGUGGGUGGUUGUUGUCAGUGACUUUGAAGCCCUGCAGCCAGCACCACCUGACUGAUCUGACACUUGUCUUUGUGCCACUCUCUUUGACUCAUGUGACUCUUACACAGAUAACCCAAAUGUAAGAGAGAUAAAAGAAAUCUUAUGACAACAUUUUAGUCCAUCUUGGGCUAUUCACAAGACACGCUGACAGAAGGGAGUGAGUGAGUGGGCCAAUACAUAUACUGGCUCGCUCACUCCCUUCUAUCAUUCUUGUAAAUGGUCCAAGUAAGACCAAAAUGUCAUCAUAAGCUCAUCUCUCCUAAUUUUUUUUUUUUUUUAUCACAUUGGCCGAUUCCCACCAAGGCAGGGUGGCCCGAAAAAGAAAAACUUUCACCAUCAUUCACUCCAUCACUGUCUUGCCAGAAGGGUGUGUUACACUACAGUUUUUAAACUGCAACAUUAACACCCCUAUGUGUGGGUUAUUUGUAUAUUGUUCCUGUCAUGGUAUUGUGCCUUUUUGUUUUUCAUGUGACUCUUAUUAUGCUCGGUGAUGGGCUGGGUGUAGUGCAAGUGGCAAGUCUGAGAAACUGUUUCCAUAUCUCUGAAAUUUUCUCUUCUCUUAGGAGUCGAAGCCGGUAUCUUGUUUCACAGGUGCUCCUCAACUUACGAUAAACAAAGUUGUAAAUAUCGUAAAUCAAAUAAGAAUGGUAUAAAUAAGUAAAUCAAUAACUACUGCUUUUCGUGCCAUAAGAGGCGACUAAAAUGCCGGGAGCAAGGCGCUAGUAACCCCUUCUGCAUAAAUUACUAAAUUUAAAAAGAAAAACUUUUGUUUUCCUUUUUAAGUCGCUGUGCCUCAGAGGGAUACGACUGAUGCGUAAAAAAAAAAAAAUGACUAUUGCCACUAAAUAAGUAAAUAUACAAAUAAUUACUGCAACUAAAUACCAGUAUUGAAAAUUAAAUAAUACACUUAGGGACUUGCUGCCUUCAUUCUGGUUAAGAUUCAUCUGUAAAGUAAUUGCUCUUGUACCAUCAUCAAGUUGAAAUAUUGGAAGUCGAGCCAACUUAAGUCGAGGAGCAUCUGUAGUUCACUGGGUCAUGUCCAAGGAAAAAAAACGGAAAGCUCCACUUGUGCUGUAAAUCACAUCCUGUGUAAGACAAGUCCAGUACCUGAAUGGUUCAAGUGUUAGGCGCCCUACUUUCAGACCGAUUUUGCUAUUUUAACAAAAUGACUUGUCGCACCUGCUUUCAAUUUUUUAGGACAUGAAAACACCCUUGACACUACAGCACAGUACUUGCCCUCUGCCAUUAGCUCCCCUCUCUUAGCUGAGGGGAAUUAAUGGCCGGGUCACAGACCAGGCCGCUGGGCCAUUGAUCCCUGAAACCCUCUAGGAAUACGGGUUUUGUGCAUUUUUUGUGACAUUGGUGUUGGGCCACAGGUGUCCAUGCAAUGCAGGAUAUCUAAUGAGGGUCAUUAAAAAUUAUACACAAAUACCCAACACAUUUGAGAACGAAACUUUGAGGUAAAUGGUACGAGAUAUCGUUGGAGAUAAACGGUAUGUGACAUCGUUGGAGAUAAAUGGUAUGUAAUAUCGUUGGAGAUAAAUAGCGUGUAAUACCAACAGGAAGGAAAAAUAAACACAAAGGCAGUAUGAUGUAAUCCUUUAUUGACAUAGUGAAGGAUCACAUUAUACUACACUUGAAUUUAUUUUUCCAGAAUGACUCUUAAUGACAUGGUCAUAAGUUCCAUUCUCCUUUUCCUGUGUGUGGGUUAUUUGUGUAUCAUUCCCUGUAUGACCCCCUGUGGGCUUAGCACCUACUUUUGAUUGUGAUAAUUUGUAUUUUGUUCCAGUCACGGUAUUGUGCCAUUUUAUUCUCUAAAAAGUAGUUCUGAAAGGCCUUGCUAUAACCGUCUCAACAACUGCAGGUUAGCCGUCUUCCACUCUGGAUUCCCGGUGCUCCAUUAUGUACGGUAGUCCCCCCUUAUUCGCGGGGGAUAUGUUCCAAGACCUGCCACGGAUAGUAGCGAACCCUAUAUGUAAGUUAUUUUUCGUUUACAUACCUGUGAUAAAGAUUAAUUGAUAAAUUAUGCACAAUAAGUGGAGAAUUAGCACUUUUUCGCUGAUGAGGACCACUUUAUGGCUUCUCUUAGGCUUUUGCACUUUGAAUCCAUUAACCCUUUGACUGUCGCGGCCGUAUAUGUACGUCUUACGAGGUACCGUGUUUGACGUAUAUAUACUCAUAAAUUCUAGCGGCUUCAAAUCAAGCAGGAGAAAGCUGGUAGGCCCACAUGUGAGAGAAUGGGUCUGUGUGGUCAGUGUGCACCAUAUAAAAAAAAAUACUGGAGCACGCAGUGCAUAAUGAGAAAAAAAAAACUCCGACCGUUUUUUUUUUAAUUAAAAUGCCAACUUUGUGGUCUAUUUUCGUAUAGUAUUUAUGGUUGUAUUCUCAUUUUCUUGGUCUCAUUUGAUAGAAUGGAAAACAUAUUAUAGAAAUAGAGGUGAUUUUGAUUGAUUUUACUAUAAAAAGAACCUAGAAAUGGAGCUCAAAGUAGGGGAAAUGUUUGAUUUUUGCCAAUGUUCAAAAGUAAACAAAUGAUGCCAUUUUCCAAUAAAUGUCCAAUUAGCCAUUCUAAUAUGCAGUCACGAAUGGGUUGAUGUUAUUUAUACAAUUAUUACAGUAUUGCAGUAGUCUGCAUAAUAGUAAGUCUUCUAUUUUUUGUUUGAAUAAAAAUUCAAAAUAGAAAGCAAGAAUAAUAUCAGAGGGGACUGGAGAUGUGACUGAUGAACAAAGAAAAUGUUAUUUUAGAGCCAGGAUUGUCUGCAUUGUUCAUUCUGGACCUUAUUUUGAAAUUGUCAUAUUUUUUAGUUUUCGUGAAAUUGGCCAAAUUCCAAAUUUCUGACCACAUUAUUAGGUAGUUGAAAUCGGUAAAUGGGCAGUUUCUUGUACUCAAUCGAUAGAAAAAUUGGAGUUCUAAAGAAAUAGCUAUGAGUUUGGGUGACUGGAACAAUGGAAUUAGCUGAAAAUAGGGCUCAAAGUUGGCGAAAUCGCCGAUUUGUAAACAUCGCUGAGGUCGCUAAAUUCGCGAGAGCAUAUUUCCGUCAGUUUUCCAUCAAAUUUCGUUUUUUUGGUGUCAUUACAAUCGGGAAAAGAUUCUCUAUCAUUUCAUAAGAAAAAAUAAUUUUUUUUUUUUUUAAAUUUUGCGACACCAGGAGACACCUUAGGAUUGGGGGUUGCGACAGUCAAAGGGUUAAGCAAAAUUAAGAGUUAUUUUUGGGCCAUGGUAAACUGUGGAUAACUGAAUCCGUGGGAAACCGGACCAGCGGAUACGGGGGGUCCUACUGUAUAAUUAUUUGGUAUGUUAACAAGUAUUAAUUUCCUGUAUAGUCGUGUGUAUAUUAGAAUUUGUGUAAAUUAUCGCUGAUUUUAAAUUGUGGGUAAUACCCGUUUUUUCUUGUUUUUUUAUGAUUUUAUUUAUAUGUAUAUUUCACAUUUUAACUAAUAUUGAUGUAUAUAAUGCCUAUGAAAAUUACUUAUUGGACUACUUUCUUUGUAGUGUUAGCAUAAGACUUGCAAAAUGUAAUUAAAAAUACUACAGAUUAGAAUAUAUGUUUGAGCUGAA
Messenger RNA from Cherax quadricarinatus, 8021 nucleotides. RefSeq names its product MAP kinase-activated protein kinase 2 (gene MAPk-Ak2). NCBI's taxonomy places the organism in Eukaryota, Metazoa, Arthropoda, Malacostraca, Decapoda, Parastacidae. The record is from RefSeq and is a predicted model, not a curated record. Gene Ontology annotation, biological process: intracellular signal transduction; peptidyl-serine phosphorylation; protein autophosphorylation. Gene Ontology annotation, molecular function: mitogen-activated protein kinase binding; calmodulin binding; calcium-dependent protein serine/threonine kinase activity. Gene Ontology annotation, cellular component: nucleus; cytoplasm.